Messenger RNA from Naumovozyma castellii, 603 nucleotides. RefSeq names its product 60S ribosomal protein uL13 (gene RPL16A). The record is from RefSeq and is a predicted model, not a curated record. The coding region runs from base 1 to 603 and encodes 200 amino acids. Lineage: Eukaryota; Fungi; Ascomycota; Saccharomycetes; Saccharomycetales; Saccharomycetaceae. The transcript has a single exon.
AUGAGUACUUUUGAACCAGUUUUCGUUGUUGAUGGUAAGGGACAUUUAGUUGGUCGUUUAGCCUCCAUUGUUGCUAAGCAAUUACUAAAUGGUCAAAAAGUUGUUGUUGUUAGAACUGAAGCUUUAAACAUUUCUGGUGAAUUCUUCAGAAACAAAUUAAAGUACCACGACUACUUGAGAAAGGCUACUAUCUUCAACAAGACCCGUGGUCCAUUCCAUUUCAGAGCCCCAUCCAGAAUCUUCUACAAGGCUGUUAGAGGUAUGGUUUCCCAUAAGACUGCUCGUGGUAAGGCUGCCAUGGAAAGAUUAAAGGUCUUUGAAGGUAUUCCACCACCAUAUGACAAGAAGAAGAGAGUUGUUGUUCCAAAUGCUUUGAGAGUCUUGAGAUUGAAGCCAGGUAGAAAAUACACUACUUUGGGUCAAUUAUCCUCCUCUGUUGGUUGGAAGUACGAAGAUGUUGUCUCCAAGUUGGAAGACAAGAGAAAGGUCAGAUCUGCCGAAUACUACGCUAAGAAGAAGGCUUUCACCAAGAAGUUUACUUCUGCUAAUGCUGCCGCUUCUGAAUCCGAUGUUGCCAAACAAUUAGCUUCUUUCGGUUACUAA